CUUAGAUUGCUCUUCAUAUACACCCUCAUCCCCACAACCAAGCUCUCACCAAGAAGUCCCAACAAGCAUUGCCGGCCUCAGCAAUUAAGCCACCCUCCUUUUGCCCCCAAAUUUUCAUAUGGCGGCACCACAGCUACCAACCGCGUCUCAAAACUUUAAACCAACUACGCCGCGGACGGUGCAUACACCGUCGCCUAUCUCACUCCAACCAUCAACCAAAAAAAGCCCAUCAAAACCUUCAAAACUCUUCCGGCGUUUUCGUGCAGUUUUCCGGUCAUUUCCAAUCAUAUCGCCCUCAUGCAAGAUCCCCGUUUCUCUCCACGGGAGCCGCAUGGGGGAAGGACACACACACAUGCACAUCCACGGGGGGACGCGGAUGACAGGAACCCUAUUUGGGUAUCGUAAAGCUAGGAUUAACCUGGUCAUCCAGGAAAGCCCUAGAUGCCUUCCCAUCCUUGUCCUUGAGCUCGGGAUACAAACAGGAAAGCUCCUUCAAGAUAUGGGAAUGGGGCUUGUCCGGAUAGCGCUAGAAUGCGAGAAGAGGCCCGGGGAUAAGACGAAGAUCGUGGACGAGCCGAUAUGGUCGUUGUACUGCAAUGGGAAGAAAUCAGGGUAUGGAGUGAGGAGAGAGGCGACCGAGGAUGAUCUGAGUGUGAUGCAAGUUUUGCAUGCAGUGUCCAUGGGAGCCGGGGUUUUACCAAAUGAAACAGAGUUGCCAGAGGGUGAUUUAAUGUACAUGCGAGCACAGUUCGAACGUGUGGUAGGGUCGAGGGACUCAGAGACAUAUUACAUGAUGAAUCCUGAUGGGAACAAUGGGCCUGAGCUCAGUGUGUUCUUCGUCAGGAUCUAAUUAAGGUCUUAGCUAGGCAAGGGUUAAUUAAUUAUUGUGGCGGGGAAAGAAAAUUAUAUUGGGCUGGAUUGAAUAUUAAUGUACCAAGAAAAGAAAAUUGUACAUGGAAAUGGCCUACAUUUGUAAAGAAACCCUGAAAUCAGAAAAACGUUCUGGCUUUUAGUUGCAAUG
Prunus dulcis (almond) is the source of this 1021-nucleotide messenger RNA. Its product is annotated as protein MIZU-KUSSEI 1. NCBI's taxonomy places the organism in Eukaryota, Viridiplantae, Streptophyta, Magnoliopsida, Rosales, Rosaceae. The record is from RefSeq and is a predicted model, not a curated record. The coding region runs from base 119 to 850 and encodes 243 amino acids. The transcript has a single exon. Gene Ontology annotation, biological process: hydrotropism.